CCUGCGAAGGGCGGGCCCUGUUUCCGGGGCUUGAGAAAUCGUCGCGUUUCUGAGGCGACACCUCAGCCGGCAGUUAGACACCGCACAGGGAGUCGCUCCGAGCGGUGGGUCUCGGCCCCUAGCGUCACCAUGGGAGCCGUCCUGGGCGUCUUCUCCCUCGCCAGCUGGGUUCCAUGCCUCUGUAGUGGUGCAUCAUGUCUGCUGUGUGGUUGCUGUCCCGUCAGUAAGAAUUCCACUGUAACUCGGCUCAUCUAUGCUUCUAUUCUCAUCCUUGGCACUAUUGUGUCUUGCAUCAUGAUGACAGAAGGCAUACAAACUGAGCUGAAGAAGAUUCCUGGAUUCUGUGAAGGAGGAUUUCAAAUCAAGAUGGCUGACACAAAGGCAGAGAAAGAUUGUGAUGUCCUGGUCGGUUUUAAAGCUGUAUAUCGGAUCAACUUUGCUGUGGCCAUCUUUUUCUUUGCCUUCUUUUUGCUCAUGUUAAAAGUAAAAACAAGUAAAGAUCCCAGAGCAGCAAUACAUAAUGGGUUUUGGUUCUUCAAGAUUGCUGCCAUUAUUGGUAUCAUGGUUGGAUCUUUCUACAUUCCUGGGGGCCAUUUCACUUCAGUCUGGUUUGUGGCUGGCAUGUUUGGGGCCACUUUGUUCAUUUUGAUCCAGCUGGUGCUCUUGGUAGACAUGGCUCACUCCUGGAAUGAAUUAUGGGUAAAUCGAAUGGAAGAAGGAAACCCAAGGUUCUGGUAUGCUGCUUUGCUGUCUUUUACCAGCCUCUUUUACAUCCUUUCCAUCGUCUUUGCUGUGCUGCUCUACAUCUUCUACACCAAGCCCGAUGGCUGCACAGAAAACAAGGUCUUCAUCAGCCUUAACCUGAUUUUUUGUGUUGCGGUUUCUAUUGUAUCCAUCCUCCCCAAAAUUCAGGAGCAUCAGACUCGCUCUGGCCUCCUGCAGUCCUCCAUCAUCACUCUGUACACUCUGUACCUCACAUGGUCAGCCAUGACCAAUGAACCUGACCGUUCCUGCAACCCCUCCCUUAUGAGCAUCAUUACCCAUUUAACGUCACCAACUGUGUCCCCAGCAAAUGCAUCUACUCUUGCUCCUGCCUAUACUCCACCAUCACAGAAUGGACACUUUAUGAAUUUGGAUGAUUUUGGGGGGCUGUCUAUCUUUGUUGUCUGCCUUAUAUAUUCUAGCAUCCGUACUUCAAGCAACAGCCAAGUUAACAAGCUGACUCUUUCUGGGAGUGACAGUGUUAUCCUUGGUGAUACCACCAAUGGAGCCAGUGAUGAAGAAGACGGGCAGCCACGGCGGGCUGUAGACAACGAGAAGGAAGGGGUGCAGUAUAGCUACUCCUUGUUCCACUUGAUGCUCUGCUGUGCUUCCUUGUACAUCAUGAUGACCAUAACCAGCUGGUACAGCCCUGAUGCCAAGUUCCAGAAGGUAUCCAGCAAGUGGCUAGCUGUGUGGGUCAAAAUGUCUUCCAGCUGGGUGUGCCUCCUCCUUUACCUCUGGACUCUUGUGGCUCCCCUGGUCCUCACUGGUCGGGACUUCAGCUGAGCUCAGGGUGUCAAGAACACUGCUAAAGCUGAUAAACUCUCCUUUCCUGAAAAAUGCAUAUCCAUUUUACAUUUCGUCAACUAAACUAUGGAGUGAACGCUUUGCAAAUUUGGCUGUAUUCAAGUUUAUAUCAAAAGGCAAGAUUGAAUAAUGCUUGGUGCAGAAUCUGAGCUUUCAUAUAUAUAUAU
This is a messenger RNA of Acomys russatus (golden spiny mouse), 1736 nucleotides long. It is a transcript of the gene Serinc3, whose product is annotated as serine incorporator 3. Gene Ontology annotation, cellular component: membrane. The coding region runs from base 130 to 1548 and encodes 472 amino acids. The transcript has 10 exons. The record is from RefSeq and is a predicted model, not a curated record. Lineage: Eukaryota; Metazoa; Chordata; Mammalia; Rodentia; Muridae.